AUGGGCAUUUGCAUGUCGAGCGCAGACAACCAGGAUGCCGAGCAGAAGAAGCGCAGCCAGGCCAUCGACCGGAAGCUCGAGGAGGACUCGCGCCGAUUACGGCGAGAAUGCAAGAUCCUCCUGCUGGGCUCUGGCGAGAGCGGCAAGUCUACCAUCGUCAAGCAGAUGAAGAUUAUACACCAGAACGGUUACACCCAAGAAGAGCUCGCAAUGUACCGUUUGACCAUAUAUAAGAACGUAAUCGACUGUGCAAAAGCUCUCAUCGGUGCCAUGCAUCAGUUCGAAAUCUCACCAAGCGACUCCAGCAAUGAGGAAUACUGCCGAUAUCUGCUCGAUUAUACUGUCGACCCUGAUCCAGAGAAGCCCCUCGAUAUACGGGUGGGACAGGCGAUAACCUCAGUCUGGCGAGAUCCAUGCGUGUCAAAAGUCCUGGAACAUUCAAGCGAGUUCUACCUGAUGGACUCUGCGCCAUAUUUCUUCGACGAAGUGAAUCGCAUAGCCGACCCCAAUUACAUCCCGAUCGAGUCCGACGUCCUGCGCGCGCGUACCAAAACGACGGGUAUCUACGAGACACGGUUCACCAUGGGCCAGUUGUCAAUACACAUGUUUGACGUGGGUGGCCAACGGAGCGAGCGCAAGAAAUGGAUACACUGUUUCGAAAACGUCACAUCUAUCAUCUUCUGCGUGGCAUUGAGCGAGUAUGACCAGGUUUUGCUGGAAGAAAGCUCUCAGAAUCGAAUGAUGGAAAGUCUGGUGCUGUUCGAUUCAGUCGUCAACAGUCGGUGGUUCAUGAGGACAAGCAUCAUCCUCUUCUUGAACAAAGUGGAUCUAUUUAAGGCCAAGCUCGCGCGCUCACCACUAGGGAACUAUUUUCCCGACUACUCCGGAGGUAAUGAUGUGAACCGCGCGGCGAAGUAUUUGCUCUGGAGAUUCAACCAAGUGAACCGAGCGCACCUCAACUUGUACCCACACCUCACACAGGCCACCGAUACAUCGAAUAUCCGGCUCGUCUUCGCUGCUGUGAAAGAGACCAUAUUGCAAAAUGCCCUAAAAGACUCGGGCAUUCUGUAA
Molecule: messenger RNA, 1071 nt
Organism: Didymosphaeria variabile
Lineage: Eukaryota; Fungi; Ascomycota; Dothideomycetes; Pleosporales; Didymosphaeriaceae
Product: Guanine nucleotide-binding protein alpha-2 subunit
Exons: 6
Coding region: 1-1071 (356 amino acids)
Biological process (GO): adenylate cyclase-activating G protein-coupled receptor signaling pathway
Cellular component (GO): heterotrimeric G-protein complex
Molecular function (GO): G-protein beta/gamma-subunit complex binding; G protein-coupled receptor binding; GTP binding
Source: RefSeq, a predicted model, not a curated record